UAAUUAGUGUUUCCAAUGCCCAUACUAGGCUAUUAUCUAUGGCACCUUAUUUUUUUUUAUAUAACAGCUAUUGAAAAGUGUUCCCAAUCUGUUGGUUAUUUCUGUGAGAGGGAACAGAAAUGCAUUCCUUAUAGCUACUUGUGCGACGGCCUUGUCGACUGUGACACGGGAGUGGACGAAUUCGCCACCACGUGCUUAGUGGCUGCCAAGACAACCUUAGCUCCAUCUGUGUGCACCGUUGACCAAUUCCAAUGCGACGGAGAAAGAUGUAUACACAUCUCUUGGUGGUGCGACAAUUUCAUUGACUGCAAAGAUACUACGGAUGAGCAGAACUGCGGUGAAACCAGCGGCAGUGGUAGUUUAGAUUCAUGUAGUACCAAUCAGUUCCAAUGCCAGUAUACCUACGGCUGCAUCAAUUCUCAAUAUCGAUGCGACGGUAAUACAGAUUGCGUUGAUGGAUCAGAUGAAACCAAUUGUGGUGAGAAUGAUAUCUGUUCUGGAAUUAUAGUAUUUCAUUAUAGCUCCAUGAUCUGCGUAUGCUUAUCGAUCAUUAACUGACGUCAUUACAAUAUCGAUAACGAAGGGUGG
Messenger RNA from Anneissia japonica, 588 nucleotides. RefSeq names its product low-density lipoprotein receptor-like. The transcript has 3 exons. Gene Ontology annotation, cellular component: plasma membrane. The coding region runs from base 16 to 558 and encodes 180 amino acids. Gene Ontology annotation, molecular function: protein binding. The record is from RefSeq and is a predicted model, not a curated record. NCBI's taxonomy places the organism in Eukaryota, Metazoa, Echinodermata, Crinoidea, Comatulida, Comatulidae.